Messenger RNA from Anopheles gambiae (African malaria mosquito), 784 nucleotides. RefSeq lists its product as uncharacterized. Gene Ontology annotation, cellular component: membrane; endoplasmic reticulum. The coding region runs from base 8 to 505 and encodes 165 amino acids. NCBI's taxonomy places the organism in Eukaryota, Metazoa, Arthropoda, Insecta, Diptera, Culicidae. Gene Ontology annotation, molecular function: protein-macromolecule adaptor activity. The record is from RefSeq and is a predicted model, not a curated record. The transcript is spliced from 4 exons.
AUACAUAAUGGAACGGAAGCUAUUAUAUGCAUUUCGCGGAUGGAUUGCCUUUGUGGCCUUCAUGGAUUUAGGUACAGCCUUCCGGUGUUACAUAGAGCGACGGAGUUUUCUAGGAGAUCAUUCUGAAACGCAGUUUAUAGAAGGAGACUACACAAUUUCUAGGAUACUGGGAAUAUAUUGUAUAUUAAAAGCAGUCGCAUUAGUUCAUUGUACGCUGUACAUACAUUACAAACCAGUUGUUAGCAUGGGAGGCUGCUCAUUAGCAAUUACAAUGAUGCUAUACAUAACGGAGGCCUUGUAUUUCCGCUCAACUACGUUAAACUUCUACGUUAUAUUUCCUUGCGUUUUGAAUUCGAUAACACUUAUAGGUCUAUUAUAUAUUCCACGUAAAUUGCGACUCUGGGAGCAUCGAAUUGCUUCCGAAAAUGAUGACGAAAAUUCGCAACUGUUGAAGCAAAUGGGAGGAUUCAAAAAAAGACGAGCGCAUAAAAAUAAAACACCAUGAACAGUGUGAAUAGCAUAAUGUGAGGUCUUUUUCUAUUAUCGUUAUUUUCAAAUAGUAUCCCAACCCACCUGUUCUUAUAUAUUUUGGCACCCUCAAGACUUGUUUUCAUGAGUAAGAGUCGACUAUGUUGUAUUACAAAAGUACGGUAAUCCCAACGACCCAACAGAUAACCAUAUCGAUGGUAUAAUCAUUAAAAAUUUCUCACAAUUUUGCACGAUUCAAUAUGUUUUCAAACAAUUAUUUAAAACACAAAUAAACAGCCUCACAAUCUUGCCUAUA